Daktulosphaira vitifoliae (grape phylloxera) is the source of this 3405-nucleotide messenger RNA. RefSeq lists its product as uncharacterized. NCBI's taxonomy places the organism in Eukaryota, Metazoa, Arthropoda, Insecta, Hemiptera, Phylloxeridae. Bases 461 to 1327 code for a protein of 288 amino acids. The transcript has 5 exons. The record is from RefSeq and is a predicted model, not a curated record.
UUAACGUUUAACAUUGAGGUUUCAUCGAGAUAAUCUGUAUUCUGUGUAUUUUAUGAUUUUUUAAACUCAAUUAUUACUUUUUUAUUUAAUGGAGACUAAAAUAAAUUUACGAAAAAGUAUCUAUUUAAUUGGUAAUAGUUUACAUCACCUCGUUGGUUGUAAAUUACCAUCAAAUAAAUAAAUUCUAUCGGUAUUGUUUUUUAAUAUUCGAGAAGUUAAUUUGAGUGUUCGUGAUAUUGCGCGUUUAGUGAUCGAUGAAACAUUGAUAUUCUGGCAAAAAGCUCGAAUACCUACUAAAGAAGUUCGUAAUUGUUUACCAAAAUUAGAGGAAUUGUACAAUACAUGGCGUAAUUUGCAAAAAAAUUCAAGUCGGCGUACAAAUACUCAGAUAGAUAAAGAAAAUAAAUGUGUACAAUGUUCUGAUGAGCUAUUUGAUAUUGCUCAUGCAGAUGCAUUAGACAUGAUGACUAUUGAUAUAGACAAGCAGUUUUUAAUAAGUCAAAAACAAAAAGGUCGUCCAGGAUCACUUAUUGGCGUUGAUGUAACUUACCAAAAAAAAGAAUUUAAGCAAUUUAAAAAAUUAAAAGAAUUUGAGAAAAAAAGAAAACUUAAUGAAGAUGAAUUCAAAUUAACUACUAAAACUGUGGAAUUCUGUUCUACAAGGGACGACACAGAAGAAAGUUUGCCUGAUGAUUUUGUAAACAAUGAUGACUUCAGUAAUUUGUUUGAUGGCAAUGUUAAAAUAACUAAAGAGCAAAUAUUAAAUUUAGAAGAUAUUAAUUUUUCACCGUGUCCGUCUAAUAAAACUAAUGUUUUGCCAAUAUCAAGCUCCAUAAAACAAAGAGGUACAAUAGACAUAAUGACUGUAAAGUUAUCUUCAGCAUUAUAUAGGUGCAAAAUAAGCGACCGAGACGCAGUGCACAUUAUAAUUGCAGUGGCUGAAUCAUUAGGGCAUGAUGUCAAUGAUAUCAUAGUUAAUAGGUCAUCAAUUAAACGACAUCGUGAAAAAAUAUGUUGGAAUUUAGCUACAGAAAUUCGCGACAAAUUUUCUGUGACUAAUCUCAAUGCCUUAGUUUUACAUUGGGACGGCAAAUUAUUACCUGAUUUAUGUAGUAAACAAAUAGUCGAUAGACUACUUAUAAUUAUUUCAAAUAAUGGAAAUGACCAACUAUUAGCAGUACCAAAGAUGUUAAACGGUACUUCUAAAUCACAGGCUGAGGCUAUAUAUCAAACGUUGGUCGAUUGGGGUUUAACAAACCACGUAAAAGCUAUGUGUUUGAAUAUUACAGCCACUAACACAGCUAACUUUCCAGUCCUCGGCAAGUGACGUAGACGCGCACUGUAUAUACCAAUCGAGAAAAAUUGUGAAACGGUACUAGGGACUCAGGAGGAAGGCAAUGAAGGUGGACAAUUUGAUUUCCGAGACUCGGUAAUUUACAAAAAAAAAAAAAGUUGAAAAAAUAGUAUCAGGAAUUCAAUUUUGUUAAACUUUUAACUUUUUCGAGCCUUUUAGAUUGUUUGCAGUGGCAGCUCGUGGAUGCUGGCGGUGGGGAUGCGACUUUAAAUAUGAUACCCUAUUCAUAGGUAUAAAAUACUUUCAAAUUAAAUGUAAUACAGUAAAAUACAAUACAUAUAUUAUUAUUUUAAACGUCGCAGUAGAAAAUAGAAACGAAAAUAAUAAUAAUAGCAAUUAUACUAUUAUAGCAACCUAUAGCGACAAUUAAUUAUAAAAAUAAAUUACCCAAUAUAGUAAUAUACUAAUAUUUUAUUGUACGGACGACCCUGUUGGUAGUCCAAACACUGCUCGCGUGUGUAUUUUUACUCGCUUAUACUAAGGAAAAUAACUUUAAUGUUCGCACACGACAAAUGUAUAAUAACUAUUUUAAUAUUUAAAAAUUUCUAUUUUUAAUAAAAAUGUAGAAUUAAGAAUUUACAAUUAAUUUUCUUCUUUUAAUUAUUUUUAGUAGGGGGUGCGAUCGUCCCGUCGCCCAACCCAAAGACGCCACUGAUUGUUUGAUAUUCAUUUUUACAUAUUGGAUGAAUUUUACAAUCAAACAGAUUUAUACUUGGCAAUAGUGACAAUCAACUGUUUUAUACAGUUUUAUUUGUUCUAUGAGUUGACUAAUACUGGUAUUAAAUAAAGUCUUUAUUUUUUUAUAUUAUUAUUUUUGUUGAAACGAUCAUAAUAAAGUAACAAUAACCAAAACACGAGAAGAAUAACAUUAUUAUUGGUGAAAUGUGUUUAAUCAUUCUCUUUACUGUUUAAUUAAUCGCCGAACAGUUAUAAUUAGGAUAUAUAUAUAUAUAAUAAGUACAACGUGUUUAUGCAUAUCAAAAACAAUAGUCAAAUGAUUUGUAUUUUACGCAAUUUUCUCGGCACGAAUAUCUUAAAAUAAAAGACUAAAUUUAGUAAUCUGAAAAUUGGCCGAAUGCACACGGUGUAAGAUUUUGUACUUGAACACUGCGUGCCCGACAGUGAAUUGUGCAAUUUGUGUCCAAAAUAAAAAUAUGUUAAAAAAAUAAUAAUAAUUGAAAUACAAUGUCAACUAUGAAUUAACAUAUUUUACAUGUGUUGGAACACAUUACGGACAAUUUAUAAAUUAUCUGAAGGCCUGUUUCGUCUAGGUUGUCUAAACUAUUAUAAAGUAUAAUACUAGAUAUAGAUUAUUAUAUUCUAUAACCAAAAAAUAGAUACUAUUAGCUACUUAAAAUCUGGGUUGAAAGUGAAUGUUUAAUCAUUGGAAAUAUCGUUUAAACUUAUACAAAUAAUUUACCCAUCUCGAUAUUAAUUUUAAAAUUUCAUAACAGGUUUUAAAUUUUAUAUUUGACAUCAUGGUCUUCAAAAUAAAUUUAUCUAAAAUUUUGUAUUAUUAUGAAACUUUUCAAAUAAAAAUUAUUUUUUAAUAAUUUUAAAAAUUAACGUUAAUUAUUAAGGUUUUAUUGGACAUUGAUGUUGAUCUGGGUGUAAUUUCAGCACGGUUUGCUUCUGACAAGUUAAAUCCUUGCAAAAAAAAGCACGUACGAUUACAACUGAUCUAAAGUUAGCAAACAUUAUAACAGAAAUAAUAAUUCAUACGAGUUGUUUGUGGCAACCUAAGGACCAUUAAUAAAUGACACUUGGAUCAAGGAUGGGAAGAAUACAUUAGCUUUUUAGAAUGAACAUGUGAUCGAGUUUUUGCAUCACGAUUUUAAAUGAACUUCAAAUAAGUAAACAUUGUUAAACAGUCGCUCUGAUUACUCAGAACAAAUAUUUCGUGCUGUUUGUGAAUACUAUUAUUAUCAAUUUUAAAAAUUCAUUUUUAAAGUGUUAUAUGUUACAUAUAAAUUGUAAUAUUUGCAAGUCAUGUUUAAUUAUAAUAAUUUUAUUAUAAUUAAUAGUUAUAUCAAAAUAUAAAGUAAUAUAUA